Messenger RNA from Pelecanus crispus (Dalmatian pelican), 2199 nucleotides. Lineage: Eukaryota; Metazoa; Chordata; Aves; Pelecaniformes; Pelecanidae. The record is from RefSeq and is a predicted model, not a curated record.
AACGUGGUCCAAAACCAUUCCUGGCAAGGUUGAAUUCUUCUCCAGCGAGGGUUCGGACACCUCUAUUCCCAUCCCCGUCGUGCCGCUUCCAGGUGUAGAUGACACUUAUCCACCGCAGAAGAAGUCUUUCAUGAUGCUCAAAUACAUGCAUGACCACUACUUGGACAAAUACGAAUGGUUUAUGAGAGCUGAUGACGAUGUUUACAUCAAAGGGGACAAACUGGAGAACUUCCUCAGGAGUUUGAACAGCAGCGAGCCCCUCUUUCUUGGGCAGACUGGCCUCGGCACCACGGAGGAGAUGGGGAAGCUGGCUCUGGAACCGGGUGAGAACUUCUGCAUGGGGGGACCAGGAGUGAUCAUGAGCCGGGAAGUCCUGCGGAGAAUGGUGCCCCACAUUGGCGAGUGCCUGCGAGAGUUGUACACCACCCAUGAGGACGUGGAAGUGGGAAGAUGCGUACGGAGGUUUGCAGGAGUGCAGUGUGUGUGGUCCUACGAGAUGCAGCAGCUGUUUUAUGAAAAUUAUGAGCAGAACAAAAAAGGCUAUAUCCGAGACCUGAGGAACAGCAAAAUACACAGAGCUAUAACGCUGCACCCCAAUAAGAACCCCCCGUACCAGUACAGACUUCACAGCUACAUGUUGAGCCGCAAGAUAGCAGAGCUGCGCCACCGGACUGUACAGCUGCACCGGGAAAUUGUCCUGAUGAGCAAAUACAGCAAUACAGAAAUCAACAAAGAUGACCUGCAGCUGGGGAUGCCGCCCUCCUUCAUGCGAUUCCAGCCCCGCCACCGGGAAGAAAUCUUGGAGUGGGAAUUUCUUACAGGGAAGUAUUUGUAUUCGGGUGCCGACGGGCAGCCCCCUCGGAGAGGAAUGGACUCCUCUCAGCGUGAAGCGUUGGAUGACAUUGUUAUGCAGGUCAUGGAAAUGAUCAACGCCAACGCCAAGACCCGGGGGAGGAUCAUAGAUUUCAAGGAAAUACAGUAUGGCUAUCGCAGAGUAAAUCCGAUGUAUGGAGCAGAGUAUGUUCUUGACUUGUUGCUUCUGUACAAAAAGCAUAAGGGGAAGAAGAUGACCGUCCCCGUCAGGAGGCACGCAUACCUGCAGCAGACGUUCAGCAAGAUCCAGUUUAUGGAGCACGAAGAGAUGGACGCCAAAGAGCUGGCCAGCAAAAUCAACCAGGAUUCUGGAUCCCUGUCUUUCCUCUCCAACUCACUGAAGAUGUUUGUUCCCUUCCAGCUCAGCCGAUCAAAAGUAGAGAGGAAGGAACUCAAAGACAAGAAGAUCAACAUCCUGAUUCCUCUUUCCGGACGUUUUGACAUGUUCGCAAGGUUCAUGGGGAAUUUCGAAAAGACAUGCCUCAUUCCAAACCAGAACGUCAAGCUGGUUGUCCUGCUUUUCAAUUCCAACUCCAACCCUGACAAAGUGAAGCAGAUCGAGCUGAUGAGAGAUUACCGCUCCAAAUACCCCAAAGCUGACAUGCAGGUUUUACCGGUGUCGGGGGAAUUCUCGAGGGCACUGGCUCUGGAAGUCGGAUCUUCUCAGUUCCAGAAUGAGUCUUUGCUUUUCUUCUGUGAUGUUGACUUAGUGUUUACCACAGAAUUCCUCCAGCGGUGUAGAACCAAUACGGUUUUGGGUCAACAAGUAUACUUUCCCAUCAUUUUUAGCCAGUAUGAUCCAAAAAUUGUUUAUAGUGGAAAAGUUCCUAGUGACAAUCAUUUUGCCUUCACCCAGAAAACAGGUUUCUGGAGGAACUAUGGCUUUGGUAUUACCUGUAUUUACAAAGGUGAUCUUCUUCGAGCAGGCGGCUUUGAUGUCUCCAUCCAAGGUUGGGGCCUUGAAGACGUAGACCUAUUUAACAAAGUCAUUCAAGCUGGCUUAAAAACUUUCCGAAGCCAAGAAAUUGGAGUAGUCCAUGUGCAUCAUCCUGUUUUUUGUGACCCUAACCUUGAUCCAAAACAAUAUAAAAUGUGCUUGGGGUCCAAAGCUUCAACUUAUGGGUCCACACAACAGCUGGCUGAAAUAUGGUUUGAAAAAAAUGACCCAAAUUUUGGGAAAAGCAGCAAUACUAAUGGCUCAGUGAGGACAGCCUAAUGUCCAGCUAUGCUGGAAAAGACUUUUUUUUUAAUUAUCUAAUUUAUUUUUGGGAAAAUGUUUUUUGAUAAUUCACUUUUAAAAGACCACACAGGAUAUAUUUUAGAAAU